UUUCUGUACGGUCCGGACUCGAAAUGUGUCGUCAGAAGAGGUUCUCCGUCGCACCGGACCUGUCCGACCUCAACCUCUGCCUUUGCUCGCUUCGCUUGUCGUCUUCGUCUUCGUCUUCGUCUCUCUCCACUCGGCAAAACCCUCUCUCUCCCUCUCCCUCUCUCUCGCUAGACAAUGUCUCUCUCCUCCAUUUCUCUGAGGUCCGCCGCAUUUAGCCCACUCCCGUCCGAGCUCGACGAUCGCGGUUUUGCGACAGCGAGACUCUCUUCGAGCUUCCGAUUCAACGAGAGAGUGAACUCGGUGGGCAAGCGACUGGUGUCCCAGGCGAGGAAGUCGGAAUUGAGGUGUUGUAAAGAUAGGGACAUGGACGUGAGCGCUUCGGCCGUCGUCGAUGGCAUCGCUGAGUGCUCUAACGAAAUUCAAGUUAAGGAGCCUGGUAUAUCGACGCUGUUGAUGAAUUUUGAGAAUAAGUUCGAUCCUUACGGUGCUAUUAGCACGCCGAUUUACCAAACAGCUACAUUUAAGCAACCUUCAGCCACAGAAAAUGGUCCCUAUGAUUACACCAGGAGUGGAAAUCCCACGCGGGAUGCACUAGAGAGCCUCCUCGCAAAGCUGGACAAAGCUGAUCGAGCAUUUUGCUUCACUAGCGGAAUGGCUGCUUUGGCGGCCGUUACUCAUCUUGUUUCAAAUGGUGAGGAAAUUGUUGCUGGAGACGACCUUUAUGGUGGUUCUGAUCGUCUGUUGUCCCAAGUAACUCCAAAAUCUGGAGUUGUGGUGAAGCGGGUAAAUACAAGUGAUCUACAGGAGGUUGCAUCUGCUGUUGGUCCCUCUACCAAGCUUGUGUGGUUAGAAAGUCCCACCAAUCCACGGCAACAAAUUUCAGAUAUACGAAAAAUAGCGGAGAUAGCUCAUGCACGCGGUGCCCUUGUAUUGGUGGAUAAUAGUAUCAUGUCACCUGUAUUAUCACAACCGCUGGAACUGGGAGCAGAUAUUGUCAUGCAUUCUGCGACUAAAUUCAUAUCUGGGCAUAGUGAUGUCAUGGCGGGUGUGCUUGCGGUGAAAGGGGAAAGCUUGGCAAAACAGAUAUAUUUCCUCCAAAACGCAGAAGGUUCUGGUCUAGCUCCAUUUGACUGCUGGAUCUGCUUGCGAGGUAUUAAGACCAUGGCUUUACGGAUUGAGAAGCAACAGGAGAAUGCACAGAAAAUAGCUGAGUUUCUAUCAGCCCAUCCCCUAGUGAAGAAUGUCUGCUAUGCUGGUCUCCCUGGUCAUCCUGGGCGUGCCUUGCACUACACUCAGGCUAAGGGUGCUGGAUCUGUGCUUAGCUUUUUAACGGGGUCAGUGGCGCUGUCAAAGCAUAUUGUUGAGACCACCAAGUACUUCAGUACAACUGUUAGUUUUGGGAGUGUGAAGUCCCUCAUCAGCAUGCCAUGCUUUAUGUCCCAUGCAAGCAUACCAGCAGCGGUCCGCGAAGCUCGGGGCCUGACGGAGGAUCUCAUUCGUAUAUCCGUUGGAAUCGAGGACGUGACUGAUCUGAUAUCUGAUUUGGACACUGCUCUUAGGACUGGACCGUCUUAGUUCCUUGCCCCAAAUUGGGAGACCUCGUAAGUGCUUUGCCUUGUCUUAGCUUCUAUUAAUAGUGUAACUUCUCCGGAAAUGAUGUUAAAAGUGAUGGUUCUGCUCCCCAGUGAUUUUCAGUUUGGCUGUUUGCUCUCUCUACGACAAAGAAAAUGAGUCUAGCCACAAGUACGAGAGCGAGAAGGAUUCGUC
Rhodamnia argentea is the source of this 1767-nucleotide messenger RNA. Its product is annotated as cystathionine beta-lyase, chloroplastic. Gene Ontology annotation, cellular component: cytoplasm. Gene Ontology annotation, biological process: transsulfuration; 'de novo' L-methionine biosynthetic process. Bases 175 to 1575 code for a protein of 466 amino acids. The record is from RefSeq and is a predicted model, not a curated record. Lineage: Eukaryota; Viridiplantae; Streptophyta; Magnoliopsida; Myrtales; Myrtaceae. Gene Ontology annotation, molecular function: pyridoxal phosphate binding. The transcript has 13 exons.